Messenger RNA from Caenorhabditis sp. 36 PRJEB53466, 565 nucleotides. The record is from the annotation of a GenBank genome assembly. NCBI's taxonomy places the organism in Eukaryota, Metazoa, Nematoda, Chromadorea, Rhabditida, Rhabditidae.
AUGACAGACGUGUACAAGUACAAAGGAAGCGGCCGCAUUUGGCUGUAAUUUUUUGCAUUUUUUCGUUGAAUUUCUCCAAUUUUUUCAGCAUGUGCUCGUGGGAAUACGGACCUGUCUGCUAUGGAAUGGCUUUGUAAGCAUUUUUUGCGGAAUAAUUGCACUUUUUUGAGCCAAAUUUCGUGAACAAGUGACAAAGCCGAACGAUACUCCGAGAUAACGCCCCGGCGCCUUGUUUAGCCGAGCCGAUCUGUCGGCGGGAAUUCAAAGUUUGAAGUUCAGAGACCUCAUCGGCGGCGUUUCGCUCAUCAUUUUCCUCGUUUUGGCCAUCGGAAUUUUCUUUUUCGGAUUGUUUGGCAUCAAACCGAAAAAUAUUCGGGUACGUAUGCAUGGCCUAACCUUUUUCUGCAAAAGUUCAGCCAUGCGGUGAAUUGUCGAAGCGUUGCCUUUUUCCAGGUGUACAAAUGGUUUCUUUUACGAUUUUUCAAUUGUGGCCUAACUUUUUCUUCUUUUUUUUCUAGGCCACCCCAAUAAGUUCGCCAAUUUUCAGCGCAAACUGCACGAUUGA